Molecule: messenger RNA, 1704 nt
Organism: Zychaea mexicana
Lineage: Eukaryota; Fungi; Mucoromycota; Mucoromycetes; Mucorales; Lichtheimiaceae
Product: cytochrome P450
Exons: 7
Coding region: 147-1337 (396 amino acids)
Molecular function (GO): iron ion binding; oxidoreductase activity, acting on paired donors, with incorporation or reduction of molecular oxygen; monooxygenase activity
Source: RefSeq, a predicted model, not a curated record
AAGGUGCACGCCCCCUUUUUGGUAUGUGUCACCGCAUAAUAUUGAUGAUCAGCAGAGCUACAACCUUAUCGAACGACUUUAACGUUCUCUCCUUGUUAUUUUCAAUGCUUUAACUAGGUCAUAUUUUGGCUAUUGGUACAAACCGCAUGGGAAAAUUUCACGAGUGGCACAAGGAGCUUGGCCCUGUUUUCCGCUUCAAGAUGGGUGUCAGUACUGUUUUGGUAGUAUCUGAUAUUAGUAUGACACAUGAGCUACUCGCUACGAUGGGAAAACUUACGUCGAAUCGUCCAGAAAGUGCUACUCGUUAUGACUUUGAUUCCAAUGGACAUAAUAGGGGCAUCAUUCUAUCUCAAUCAAAUGACAAACAUUGGAGUGUGUUGCGUAAAUCAGUUCUCAAUGCUCUAGGUCCAAGAAAGCUUAAGGAGUUGAGCCCCGUUCUUUGCAAAGAAGCUGACGAGUUUGUGAAUCUUGUUGCCACUGGUGAAAACAUCGAUCCAUUGCCGCAACUUAUGCGAGUUUCGCUCAAUUUCAUCCUCCUUACAUUAUUCAGUAUCCGGACAACGUCGUUGGAGGAUCCACUUUACAAGCGCGGUAUUUAUAUUGUCAACAAGACAAUGAGUUUUACGCAUUUCAAGUAUAUUGCCAGUCAGUUCAUUCCGGUGCUUCGUGUAAUUGAACCGAUUAUUGGCAACAGGAAGAAAGCAAUCCAGUUUUUGAAAUACGAAUGCAAGCCAUUCUACUUGGAACUCGUCGAAAAAGCGAUGAACGCUAAGGACCACAAUAUGACAAAAGCUGUCAACGAAGAGAUGAACCAAGGAAAAGAAGGCUAUUACAAUAAUUUGCUCCCUACAAUUCAUGACAUGAUACUGGCUGGAACGGAUACUACCGCUGUGACAAUCUCAUGGGGAUUCCUUCAGAUAUCGACAAGACCAGAAAUCCAAAAGAAGAUCCAGCAAGAGAUCGACGUCUUUGUGACCCAAAAUGGCCGUGUUCCUUACUUUUGGGAGCGAAAUGAAGUACCAUAUUUAAUUGCCACACAACGCGAGUGUUUGCGACUCAGACCCACAACUGACCUUGGUGUCACUCAUGCUGCUGUUGAAGAUUUCGAAUGGCGAGGAAGUCUUAUUCCCAAGGGUACUUCGAUUAUGGCCAACAUGGUAGAGGCACAUAUGGACCCCGAAAAGUACCCAGACCCGGAAGAGUUCAGACCUGAGCGCUUUCUAGAUACGCACGACACAAUGGCGUCUUCUGCUAACAUGAGAGCUGAGAACCGAGAUCAAUACAAUUUUGGGUGGGGCCGACGUAUUUGUGUCGGCACUCACUUGGUAAGCAUCUAAAGCCUGAGUGAAAAUAAUAUUAGUGCUAUCUUCCUAUUGAUUGAUAUACUUAUUUGAAGGCUGAAACGCAAAUGUUCAACGUGUGGGUGAGAGCUCUUCACAAGUGCGAUAUUGUUCCAGCUAUUGGUGCAAACGGAAACCAAGUCCCGGCAACUCUUGAAACGGUACCGCCAAUUUCUGGCCCAAUUGUAGUGAGCCCUAGCUCCUUUGAAGUGCGUUUUGUCCAGAGAACAACCAGUCAUUAACUGAUUUUUCUGACACCUUUCUCCAAAGGAAAUAGCUUUUUUUCAACAGCAUUCAAUUAUAUAUCUUUGCUACAAUGAAUUAAACUUUAACCAAACAAACAACCGAUUAUUGACUCUUCAGC